AUGAUUGCUCCUCGAGCAUUCGCUGCUCCAGCUCGCCAAUGCUUGCGAAAAGCCUGCGCUCAGCCGAUACGGGCUCCUAUCUUCGUUCAGCCUAGGCGCUAUGCCACAACCGCCGAAGCAGACAAAGUCGCGAAGUUCAAGGGCAAGAAAGGAUCAGACGGAAAUUACACUGUCACGUUAAUAGAAGGUGAUGGCAUUGGUCCUGAGAUUGCUCAGUCCGUCAAGGACAUUUACAAAGCUGCGAAGGUGCCUAUCGUAUGGGAACCGGUGGACGUCACCCCUCGCCUGAAGGAAGGGCGGACGGUCAUUCCAGACGAAGCAAUUGCUUCGGUACAGAAGAACUAUGUGGCUCUGAAAGGGCCUCUGGCCACACCUGUCGGCAAGGGUCACGUUUCUCUCAACCUCACCCUGCGGCGGACCUUCAACCUUUUUGCCAACGUGCGUCCGUGCCGAAGCAUAGAGGGGUACAAGACCCCGUACGAUAACGUCGAUACCGUGCUUAUUCGAGAAAACACCGAGGGCGAAUACUCGGGCAUCGAGCACGUCGUGGUUGACGGAGUCGUGCAGUCCAUCAAGCUCAUCACUCGUGAGGCUUCCGAACGUGUGCUGAGAUACGCAUUUCAAUAUGCUCGGGACGUUGGCAAGAACAAGGUCCGUGUUGUACACAAAGCUACUAUUAUGAAGAUGUCGGAUGGUCUCUUCCUCAGCACCGCGAGAGAUGUUGCGAAAGACUUCCCCGACAUUGAAUUUGAUGCCGAACUGCUCGACAACGCCUGCCUGAAAAUUACGACCGACCCAGGUCCAUAUUCGGACAAGGUCCUUGUCAUGCCCAAUCUUUACGGCGAUAUCUUGUCAGAUAUGUGCGCAGGUUUGAUUGGUGGCUUGGGUCUCACACCCUCCGGAAACAUUGGCGAUGAGUGCUCCAUCUUCGAGGCCGUACACGGGUCCGCGCCCGAUAUUGCUGGCAAAGGCCUUGCCAACCCGACGGCUCUUUUGCUCAGUAGUAUCAUGAUGCUACGGCAUAUGGGCUUAAAUGAGCAUGCCGAGAAGAUUGAGAGCGCUAUCUUUGCGACGUUGGCAGAAGGCAAGACUUUGACGGGUGAUUUGGGUGGAAAGGCCAAGACCCACGAGUACGCAGCUGGUAUCAUCAGCCACUUGUAA
This is a messenger RNA of Cladophialophora yegresii CBS 114405, 1161 nucleotides long. Its product is annotated as isocitrate dehydrogenase [NAD] subunit 2, mitochondrial. Gene Ontology annotation, biological process: isocitrate metabolic process; tricarboxylic acid cycle. Gene Ontology annotation, molecular function: magnesium ion binding; NAD binding; isocitrate dehydrogenase (NAD+) activity. Gene Ontology annotation, cellular component: mitochondrion. NCBI's taxonomy places the organism in Eukaryota, Fungi, Ascomycota, Eurotiomycetes, Chaetothyriales, Herpotrichiellaceae. The record is from RefSeq and is a predicted model, not a curated record. The transcript has 2 exons. The coding region runs from base 1 to 1161 and encodes 386 amino acids.